GAGCUUCUUUCUGUAUUUGUCUACCAAAUCAGCUCACAAGGCAAUGGUCAGUCCGAAGCUAUAGUAGAAGACACUAGCCCAAGUUGUUUCGCAGCGGGACUGAACCCAGAACCACUACGACAGACGUACUUUUCGUGUUCAUUCAGAUAUCAUUAUCAAGACACGACACGAAUAAAUUUACCUGACAAUCCAAAACUUGGGAUUCAAUAUAAAAUGAACAGACAACAUUAAAUACACAGAAAUACAAAUAGUUUAAGUGUCUGCUGGAAGUACAUAAGCGACCUCAUUUUGAAACUUAAAUAUAUAACGAAAGUGCAAAACGGGAACACGGACAUAACAUUGGUUAAGUUCGGAUAAUUGUGUCGUUGUUUACAGAUGAUUAUCAUUAACUUACUUUACAUCCGUAAUAAUAUGUGGACUCUUGUGUGACAAAUAACUGUCAUAAUUCGCCACUGACACUGAAGGAGUGAAUAGUCGUCGCCGAUGCUGUAUAUUUCACAGAGAAGGCUCGAAAACAGUGUGGUGUAUAUUGGAUAUAGCCGAGACUUUAAUACAGUAAAAGAAUGAGGUUUUGUGAAUCCAGAAGAUUGAAUCCUCUCCCGAUUUUCCCUCAAAUGAAUUCUUUGAUUUUAGUCAUACUCUUCUUCGCUGUUGAAGUCACUUAUACUCAAGAAAAUCCAUGUCGGCUUAUAAGGAAAUGGACAUGGUCGUGCGAAGGAAGCAAUUAUGUGCCAAAAUUCCACCCUAACACCACAGCUGUAACGUUCACGGAUCUACAAAUUACUCACUUGGAUAAUAAAACCUUUCAAAAUUUAACAGAAUUGCAUAUACUGCGAUAUUUGUUAAUUAAAUCAUCUGCCAUAAAAACUUGUACCACUGGAGUAUUUUCUUAUUUGAAGCACCUAAUAGCAUUCGAACUUAUACGAAGCCGAAUUCCUCUGACUGAAAUGAGAAAUCUGUUCUUUGGUUUUCCAGCCACAAUAAAUAAAAUAAUAUUAUAUGAAAUCCAUUUAGGGGGAUGGAACAAAAACACAUUUGAUGGACUUAGACGAACUAACUUUACCGAAUUCUUUUUGAGGAAAUGCAGUCUUGGAUAUUUUGACGGAGAAUAUUUUGCCGGAAUGAAUAGCUUACGUUUACUUUCAGUUAUAGAUAAUGCUAUAUCCUCAAUAAAGAGGUGGGCAUAUCUUCCUAAUCUGGGUUAUCUAGAUUUUUUUUAUAACAAAAUUUCACAAGUGCCACUAUUUAAAAACGAAACUGGUUUUCCUUUUUAUCCGAAACUUGAAAAACUAUACUUAGGUUUAGUGGGUAUUAGAUUUCUUGACGAUAAUUUUUUCUCGGGAUUAGAUCAUCUUCGUAAGUUGGGAAUCAUUAUAGGAGAUGUAUUUAUAUUCAAAGGGAAUCUUUUUCGGCAAAUGAAAUAUUUACAAUAUAUAACUUUGAUAUCUUUCAAGCACCAUCUCGUAAGAUUUGAGCGUGAUGUCUUUAAAAGCAAAUACUUGCGAUCAAUUGAACUAAGUAACAUACGUGUUACGAUUAAUAAAGCUGAACCGUCAGACUUGUUUAAAUAUUGCACAGAACUAAGAAACUUGGUUUUGAAAAAUUCCACUAGAAACAUGAUCCUCAAUGUGUUACUGAAGCCAUUGACUAAAUUACAUAAUCUAGAAAUUUUCGAAGGGGGAGUUAGUAAGAUUCCUGAAGGCAUAUGUAAUAUAACCAGUCUUAGGACACUUACCAUUGGACAUACAAGUAUAGAUGAAUGGAAAAGUGAGAAAUGUCCAGCCAUGACGUCAUUGACGAUGGUUAGGUUAGCGUACAACAAAGUCUUCAAUGUCAAUAAAAUAUUAUUUUCUCCUUUACUAUUCAGCAACAAGAAGCUGAAAUUUGAUUUAUCACACAAUCCCUUUGUAUGCGACUGCAAUAUACUUUGGUUUAGGGAUUGGAUGAAGAGAAAUCCAAGAAGAAUUCUGGAUCACAGAAGGUAUCUUUGCAAUGGUCCUGGUGCACUCAGGCAUACUCAUUUAGAAAAGUAUUCGGUUAGCUGGGAAUAUUGUGAAAAUAGAGGGGACCCGUCUAAAAUAGCCGUUACCGGCGUUGCUGUGGCAGUCUUGUCGAUUAUUUUUGUAAUUUUAGCCAUAUUAUCCUAUACAAAACGAUGGUCGAUUCGUUUGUGUAUAUACCAAUCAUUAAUUAGAAAAAGAAAAUACAAAGCUCUCGUUAAUGAUGGCCGUUAUAAAUAUGAUGCGUUCGUAUGUUAUUGUAGCGCAGACGCCAACUGGGUUCUGAAUAAAUUGUUACCCAUCAUAGAAGAAGAAAACCAUUUCAAUUUAUGUUUACAUGACAGGGACUUUUUGGUUGGAAACGAUAUUGUUGAUAAUAUCGUAGACAGCAUGCAACAAAGCCGUAAGGUUGUUUUAGUGUUGUCAAAUGAUUUUGCUCAGAGUAGCUGGUGCCAGUUUGAAGCAAGUAUUGCCCAGCAAAAGAUCUUAGAAGAGCACUACGAUAUUAUCAUUCCUGUUUUGUUAAAUGAAAUUCCGUCGAAUUUACAAACGAAAAGGCUUGGAGUUUUACUAAAACAGAAAACGUACCUCGAAUGGCCGAAUGAAACAGAAUAUGAAGAAAUGUUUUGGGAGCGUUUUAUAAGACGUCUGUGCAAAAGUGAAAUCGAUAAUGAAAUUUAGAACGAAAUAUAGAGAACCGUUUUGAAACGAGAGAAACAAACAUAUAUGCUUGCAUUUAUAUAGUGAAAAUCACGGUAAGAAAACGAAACUGAAUUCAUUAAACACUGAUGUUGCUUGCUCGGAGUAAAGAUGAAUUCUUGUAUCCUCAUAUCUAAGUGAAAUUAGUCCUUGGUGAAAUUGUUCGAAUUUCGAUAAACAACAUUGUAAAUAUUUCGUUUUUGGAUUUGAUCUGCAAGAUUCUUUAUAUGAGUUCGUGUGUUGAAGCAUAUUCUAUUGUGUCUGGGGAGAGUCAUUUUCUUUUUGUGACUUAUGAUUUUACCGGUGAGUGUGUUACAUAAUAAGGCACAAAAAGAAAAUGACUCUCCCCAGACACAAUAGAACAUUGUAAAUAGUUAAAAAUUUAGUGACAAAUGUGAUAUCUACGAUUCAUGAUAUCAAAGCAAUUUUAAUAUGGUUCAUAACGAAACGAAAGUUAGUAGAACUAAAGUUUAAACACGAUUCUUUGUUUCAAAAUUGGUGCUUGUGCAUAUCGUAUUUUAAAAAUAAUUACCCUUCUCUGUUUUUAUAAAUUUUGUAGAAAAAUAAAAAUAAAACAACAUACAGAAGAUACAUUAUUAGUUUCAAAAACAUUUUGUAAAUACUUGUAAACAUUCAAUUGAUACUACUAUGGUAGCAAAUGCAAGACUAUGAUACUAAUUAAAUGUAGAUUAUAACGUUUUGCUUUUUCAUUGGCUAGUAGGUAACAUGUAUGAUUAUAUUAUAUUAUUUUAUUAUAUUAUUCUAUUAUAUUAAUGUUUCACUUUAUUGUAGUGAUACUUAUAACCUGGUUUUAGAAUGCAAUAAACUUA
Messenger RNA from Octopus sinensis (East Asian common octopus), 3529 nucleotides. RefSeq names its product toll-like receptor 13. Gene Ontology annotation, molecular function: protein binding; transmembrane signaling receptor activity. The transcript has 2 exons. NCBI's taxonomy places the organism in Eukaryota, Metazoa, Mollusca, Cephalopoda, Octopoda, Octopodidae. The coding region runs from base 564 to 2681 and encodes 705 amino acids. Gene Ontology annotation, biological process: immune response; inflammatory response; toll-like receptor signaling pathway. Gene Ontology annotation, cellular component: membrane. The record is from RefSeq and is a predicted model, not a curated record.